Pieris macdunnoughi is the source of this 1272-nucleotide messenger RNA. The record is from the annotation of a GenBank genome assembly. NCBI's taxonomy places the organism in Eukaryota, Metazoa, Arthropoda, Insecta, Lepidoptera, Pieridae.
AUGGAGGCGCUCAAGUGUAAAAGUGUGGAGAGCAUUCUUACAGAGAGAGAUAUAAAGAGCAUCGUUCACAGAGCGGCAUCACACGAAUGGACGAUACUAGGGUAUGAUAUAAAAGUAGCCGGGCAGGGGCUGUCCGGUUUCUUGGGAGACCACUUUAGGUUGACCGUUCACCUCGAGAGUGGCGAUUUCACGAAGAAGCUGCACCUCUUUGCAAAGUUUCUGCCGCUUCUGAAUAAACCUAAAGCAGAGUUUAUCGGUGAAUAUAAUUUUUUUAAACGAGAGAACCUCCUUUACAAGUUAUUUGAGGAAAUUGGCGUCGCAAACGAACUGAAACCAUGGUGUCCAAAAGCUUGGAUACACACGGAUAGCCUCAUUGUUAUGCCUGAUUUGUCGAUUGAAGGCUACAAGUCUAUUUCUCAUCACGAAUGUUUGGACUUACAGCACGUCGCGGUCGUUGUAUCGUCCUUGGCACGAUUCCACGCCAGCUUCGCGUGCUUUGAAGCCAAAAGAGACAUUAUUCAUCACCAACGAAACAGUUUUUACAAAGACCAUAUAAGCGUGUUGAAGGAGUCGCCACAUUUCGACGCACCUUGGACCGCAUCAUGGCUUCGUGCCGCCGCAAAGUUAUCUUUUAAUUUAAUUCAAGCGUUUUCUAACAAAAUCCAGAAAAAUAUUGACGAUCUUGAGGAAAAACUUACGCACCUUUUCUUUAAAGCCUGUGAGGACCUCGAGCCCAGUAAAGAUAGCUUGAAUGUAAUUAUUCAUAGAGAUCUGUGGAUUAACAAUAUUCUUUUCCGAUACGAACAGGGGCACCCAUCAGAGGCUGUGUUGUUGGACUUCCAAUGUGUAAGGUACGCUCCACCCGCGCUCGAUCUCAUGAUAUUCCUAUAUUUGACUACGUCUAAAGAGUUUCGAAGAGCUCACGAAAAGGAGAUAUUUAAUCAGUAUUAUACAGUUUUCACUCAGCAUCUAGAUGAUACAGUGAAGAGUAAGUUAAAAGAUUAUAACUAUGGGAGGUGGGAUUUCUUCAACUGGUGCGAGCGGGCCCGUAUGUUUGCAAUGGUUCAGGCAAUGGCGAUAUUUCCCUUCACGCUCAUGAGUCCAUCCUUGGCUCAGAAAACUUUUGACAACCCCGAUACGUUUACGAAGCUCAUGGAUGAAGACAGGAGUGAGCCGGUGCUGGCAUUCGCCCGGGAAUGUACGGUUUACAGAGAGAGACAGUUACAAGUUUCGGAAGAAUUCGUAGAGAGAUAUAUUUUGAAACCUUUGUAG